CUCUGACCUCAAGAAAGUUGUUGAGUUAUAAUGAAAGAGUGCAGCAGGUGAAUGUAAAUCUGAUUGACAGAAACACUGCAGCAGGUAAUAAAAUGCAUCUCAUUUGACAUUCGAUCAUGUUCAGUAAAUACACAUGAGGUUCAGUUUACUGUCAUUGAAAUCCGUCACAUGAAACUCAUUAUUUAUGCACAGCAGCACACAAGAGAGGUGUGUAGUAACUAAUCUGCAUGUCGUCUUCUACAAAUAAAGAAUGAAGUCUGAAAUUAACUCACUAAUACUCGUAACAGAGAGAGAAAGAUUGCAGUGAAGUGAAAACUGACAUCAUGAGUUUUCUAGCAGAUAAGGAUGAUAACAGUGAUAAAAGAGUGUUGUUGAGUUCAGUGUCAUUUAAGAAGAUUUAAUAUGUGACUCGUUUUAUAAUGUAAACUAACGCUGAGCACGACCUGUAGAUAUAUAACCUGUGUGAAUGCCACACACAAACAGAGAGAUAGAGAGAGACAGACAGAGAUAGAGACACAGAGACAAAGAGGGAGAGAGAGAGAGAGAGAGAGAGAGAGAGAGAGAGAGAGAGAGAGAGAGAGAGAGACAGACAGACAGAGAGAGAGAGAGAGAGAGAGAGAGAGAGAGAGAGAGAGAGACAGACAGGGAGAGAGACAGAGAGAGAGAGAGAGAGAGAGAGAGAGAGUUAGCUGAAUAACAACCCGGUGACGUGACAACACAAUCAUCACCACUUAUGAGUAAAAGUGCACAGUCAUGAUCGGUAACGGGAGAGUCUGUACGUGAAAGUUUGAGAGUGUGCACGCGGACCUCCACCUGCACCUGCUCGCACCUCGCGCUUCAUCGCCGUCCUCGUUAUCUUGCGGGAAGAAGAAUAAGGCGCGAUCAUGGGUCGCUACAGCGGCAAAACGUGUCGCCUGAUUUUAAUGAUCGUCAUCACCGUUAUCUUUUUCGUGGCCGAGAUCGUGGCGGGAUACGUGGGGAACUCCAUCGCGCUGGUGUCGGACUCCUUCAACAUGCUGUCUGACAUUCUGUCGCUAUGCGUCGGGCUGACUGCAGCGCGGGUGUCGCGUCGCGCCGGAUCGGGACGCUACACGUAUGGGCUCGGGCGGGCGGAGGUGGUCGGCGCGUUGGCCAACGCCGUUUUCCUGGCCGCCCUUUGCUUCUCCAUCUCCAUGGAAGCGCUGAAGAGACUCGCCCGGCCCGAGGCCAUCGAUGACCCGUUGCUGGUUCUCAUCGUGGGCACGUUAGGUCUGGCGGUGAACGUCGUGGGUCUGCUCAUCUUCAUGGACUUCAGAUGGCUGUGCGGCGCGAAGCGACAGAAAGACGGCAAGAGCGCGGAUGCGGAGGAAGAAGCAGGCAGCCUGGACCACCAGAGUGAAGAGCAGAAGUCUGCAGACGACGGACCUCCGCUCAACAUAAGAGGAGUGCUGCUUCACGUGUUAAACGACGCACUGGGCUCAGUCGUGGUGGUUGUGGCUUCAGCUUUGUUCUACGUAUGGCCCCUGGCUCCCGAGAGCCCGUGUAACUGGCAGUGCUACGUGGACCCCAGUCUGACCCUCAUCAUGGUAGCCAUCAUCAUGUCGUCGGCCGCGCCGCUGGUUAAAGAAACCGCCGGAAUACUGCUGCAAAUGAGCCCGGCCGACCUGCACCUCAGCUCUCUCUUGGAGAACGUGCGCAAACUCAGCAGGGUUGUGAGCGUUCACGAGCUCCACAUAUGGGAGUUGAGUAAAGGACGGAAUGUGGCCACCCUGCAUGUCAAAGUGUCUGCUGACCUCCAUGAGGCGUCCUGGAGAACAGGAAUAUCCAGUCUUCACCGAGAGAUCCGAGAGGUGUUUCAUUAUGCAGGUGUCCACAGCGUGACCGUCCAGUUUGAGCAUGUGGACGGAGGCCACUGCGACACCCCCUGUCUGUCCUCGUCCUGCGUGAAACUGUCCUGCUGUCCCGCGGGAGCCGCCUCUGCGUCUGUUCUGCACGGAAACUCUGCGUCACCCUCCGAGGACAGAAUUGUUGACACGCUUGACGUCAGCAACACACUGUUGAGACAGAAAGAGAGGAAACAUGCACACAACGUAUGCUCUGCCAGCACUAAGUUUUAAAGUUCAGAUCUUCAGGAGCUUCUUAAGGUUUUCAAGAUCUCAUUCAGGUGAUACAUGUGGAUCUAUAAUGCUGUAUUUAUUAACUGUGCCUCUUGUGUCUGAUGUACUUUAGACCUGAAAUCUCCAGGCUGACUGCACUUCUGUGUCUCACUGCCUUUAUGCUCCAGUGACGCGAGCUCUAUACUUCACAACCAAAGCUGAUGUUUUACAUCCGAAUAAGUGUGACUAGAUUCAGUCUGUUUAAAAACGUCUGCCUGAGAGAUGAAUUCCCUGUGGAUCGCUCAUUAACUUGUCAAGCACACAGAAAUAGUGUGUGUGUGUAUUACUGGCCGGUUGGGUUAAACGAUUAAACUAAACCAGCUUAUUACAAAACCUGAUUUAAAAGUGGCACAUGAUCAGAACAAACAGCUUCAGAGUAAUGAAGAGAACACGUGUGACUGAUUUACACUUGUAAACUGUAACCUAAAGAAUGAUAGACUGCCUUUUUGUUGCUUUCUUUCUUCAUCAUGCCUUUACUUUCUUCUUAAAGAUGUUUUCAGAAUGUUACAUUUAGAUGUUUUAGAAUCAAAUUUAAUUUGUGAUUCAUUUUUAUAUUCUGGUUGAAACACAUUAACAAAAACCAAAGGAUAGUAAGAUCUGAUCACAGAUUUAUAACAGAAGCUUUUCCACCACAUAAUAAAUAGUGUUGGUGUUGGG
Triplophysa dalaica is the source of this 2792-nucleotide messenger RNA. It is a transcript of the gene slc30a10, whose product is annotated as solute carrier family 30 member 10. Gene Ontology annotation, molecular function: zinc ion transmembrane transporter activity. The record is from RefSeq and is a predicted model, not a curated record. Bases 885 to 2096 code for a protein of 403 amino acids. Gene Ontology annotation, biological process: detoxification of zinc ion; intracellular zinc ion homeostasis; zinc ion transmembrane transport. The transcript has 4 exons. NCBI's taxonomy places the organism in Eukaryota, Metazoa, Chordata, Actinopteri, Cypriniformes, Nemacheilidae. Gene Ontology annotation, cellular component: membrane.